Micropterus dolomieu (smallmouth bass) is the source of this 7036-nucleotide messenger RNA. RefSeq names its product dynein axonemal heavy chain 6-like. The coding region runs from base 158 to 7036 and encodes 2292 amino acids. Gene Ontology annotation, molecular function: ATP hydrolysis activity; ATP binding; minus-end-directed microtubule motor activity. Lineage: Eukaryota; Metazoa; Chordata; Actinopteri; Centrarchiformes; Centrarchidae. The transcript has 51 exons. Gene Ontology annotation, cellular component: dynein complex. The record is from RefSeq and is a predicted model, not a curated record. Gene Ontology annotation, biological process: microtubule-based movement.
CUCAACUGCAGGUCAGCAGCCCACACAGACAAUUAACGUUAGAUAGUUUAAUAAAGCCAUAAUAUCUGGCUAAGUUACAUCAAAAAGAUUUCGGAGCUGAAUAAUUUACUACGGAGCUGAAUCGUCUGAAGUCGGACCUGAGGAUACAGCACAUGCCAUGGCCUCUGUGUAUCCGAGCCAACCUAGCCAAAGCAGGGACAAUGAAUCCAAAGAGCAAAAGUGUCCAGAACUACAGAGCUCAGCCAUCUUAUCAAGGCCUCCAGUUUGUGUUCAAGAUGCACAGGCUGUGCUGAAGAGACCCGCAAGACGAAAAGAACCCAGUCUCCGCCAUUUAAAAGCCCGUCAGUGGAUGUAUUUUCCAGGCUGGUACACAAAGUCACCUUCCCCUCAGCAAACAGAGCAGCCACACAUGCACAGAAAACAACUGCCUGUCUACUUACCUCCUCUGCAAUACACAACCAAGUUCUCCAAGGAUGUGGCGUCAACCCCUAGUGUCCCCAGAUGGCCUUAUUCCAUUAUGACUGAUGGGCAGUUGGAUCCUGCCUCCAAAGUUCAAACUCAGUACAGGCCUAAGGAUACAGCACAUGCCAUGGCCUCUGUGUAUCCGAGCCGACCUGGCCAAGAGUCUAAAGAGCGGCAGCACAAAAUCCCUGAACUGCAGAGCCCAACCUUCCAACCAAGGCCUCCGGUCUAUGUUCAAGAUGCACAGGCUGUGCUGAGGCAGAAACAUCCCAGUCUCAGAGAACAACUGCCUGUCCACUUACCUCCUCUGCAAUCCACAUCCAAGGAUGUGGUGUCAACCCCUAGUGUCCCCAGAUGGCCUUUUUCCAUAAAGAGUGGCAGGCAGCUGAAUCGUCCCUCCAAAGUUCAAAUGGAUGAGUACAUGAGUUUGAGCAGCCAUGGAGGUGUGUUGUCAGUGUGUGAGGAAAAGUAUAACUACCACAACCAGCUGAUCUGCAUCCCGUUCUUUGCCCUCUUCAAAAAGUGGAAACCCUUCUAUGUCUGGCGCACCAAAGUUCGCUCCAAAAAGAUUUUUUUGGCCAAGGAGUUCCUCCAAAACCACUUGUUCAUUGUCAGCCAGUCUCUAAGUCCUGCACUGAUAGACAUCAGGAAAAUGUGUUACCAAAUCAUCGACACAGGCUUGUGUCACAUGGAGCUAAAACGCACUUACACACUGCAGGAGUUCCAGGACAUCCAGUUCAACCAACUGCAAGAGGUGUUGACAGACUUGGAGAAGUUUCAGGACCUGGUAAAGGAGUUGGCAGCAUGUGCCUGUCGCAACUACUUGUCAGAACCGCGAUCCACAUCCGAUAACUCAAAUGAUCAAAAGGGCAAGACUGUUCUUUCAGAGAUCAACAAGACUGUUCUCUCGGGCCGCCUCAUGUGCUUCAUCCGUCUUGUUGACUAUUUGGUCCUCAACACCUUGCACGUGUUGGUGGUGAAUGCCGUGACCAAACUAUUGGCUGUGCUUCAGGAGCAGGUAGGUCAAACGCCCAGCCAUGCCGAUAUUCAGAGCUGGAGCCAGCUCUCUGAGGCUACCACUGACCCUGCGGAAGACAUGGAUAAGAAGUCAGAAAUCUCCCAUCUGCAGCCCAUGUUCAUCUCUGAGCUGAUGCUGGACACAGUUACUUUGACCUACAAACCUUCUGAGGAGAACUUUCAAAAGACUGUUGCAGAGAUCAUUGGGCAGUUUGAGAAAACAGUCAUGUCAGUUAAUACACUCAUGGCUGAUCCGGAGUCCACAGAGUAUGAGAAAUCGGAAAAUAGAUAUGACCAUGGUGCCCGUUUGGAAUCCAUCAUAGACAAUGAUGGCCACCUUCAAAGUAUCAUCCAAAACAUCAGGGAAUCACUCCACUUUGCCUUUGAUGCAGCAAAAGUGUAUGCACACACAUUGGAGCGUUUUCGGCUAUUCUAUAAAGAGAAUGAGGGUCUUGAUCUGGAUGCAAUGCAGCAACAGGAUCAUGGUUUGUCCUUUUUUGGAAAAGCACUGGAGUCAUACCACAGUGAGCAUAGGCAAGCCUUAGCCAUCCAACAGACAAGGCAUCUAGGCUUACUGCUUGUGGACAAAACACAGCUCAAAGAGAAGCUUGUGGCUUCCCCACUCCGCUGUCUGGAGGUCAUCAACGAGAUGCUUACACGGCUGGCUAAGAGGAAGCUAGAUGCUGUCAUUGCAGAGGCUUGUGAAGCCCAGUUUAAACUAGAGUUCAGUCCCUCCACUACAGCUGAGUUAGCCAACUCCCUCACAUUCCUGGAUGAGAUACAGGAGAGGAUUACGGUGCUAGAAGAGGAGCAGGAGACAGUAUGUCAGAUGUAUAAUCUGAUUAACAUGUACUCAGUUCCCACGCCACCUGAGGAUCUGUUUGUUUUUGCCACCUUGCAACCCUCCAUUGACUCAUUGCAAAGCCUCAUCGAUAAGGCAGUGCUGGAAAGGGAGCCCAGCGUGGAAACUUUUUGCAGCUCCCUGCAGAAGGGCAUAAAGGAGCUGGACCGUGAGGUCAUGAAUAUAAAGCUUAUGUCACAGGAUCCACAAAUCCUAGACAUCAAUGCAGAUUCUACCCAAGUGCGCCUGCUGCUGGAGGAGCUCCAGAUUUCCAUAGAUGAGCUGCUGGCCCAGGCCUCCGCCUACACCUCCUACCAGAAGAAAUUCAAGGUGGAGGUGACCAGGUUCGACACCCUGGAAGACCUAACUGCAGAGUUUAGGCUGAAGCAGCUGCUGUGGAACUCUCUAGAGGAAUGGGACUCUUUACAAGAUGGAUGGAGGCAGAGAACACUUGAGCAGCUGGAUCUAGAGCAGUUCAGUUCACAGGUCAACAAAUAUGGCAAAUACGUCAAACAGCUGCAGAAGGGCCUGCCACGUAACGAUGCAGUGGCAAGUCUUAAGGACAAGGUGGAAGUCAUGAGGCAGAGGCUGCCUGUGAUCACUGAUCUACGUAACCCAUGUAUGAAAGCCGAGCACUGGAAGACUCUGGAGUCCAUUGUGGGGACCUCCCUGAAUGUGGAGGAGCUUACUUUGGCUGCUUUAGAGGAGGUCAACAUCUUCUCCUAUGGCAUGGAGAUACAGGAGGUGUCAGGACAGGCUUCAGGAGAGGCAUCAGUGGAGAACCUUGUUACAAAGGUGGAGAACGUUUGGAAGACCGCAGAGUUCACUGUGCUGUCUCACUGUGACUCCAAAGACGUCUUCAUCUUGGGAGGCACGGAUGAAAUCCAGGUACUCCUGGAUGACAGCAUUAUCAAUAUGGGCACGGUGGCAUCUUCUCGCUACGUUCGUCCCAUCAAGUGCAGGGUGGACAAAUUGCUGGGACAGCUGACUCUCUUCAGCAAAACACUGGAUGAGUGGCUUACGUGCCAAAGGAACUGGCUAUACUUAGAAAGUAUCUUCUUGGCCCCAGACAUCAAGAGGCAGCUGCCUGCUGAGUCCAAAAUGUUUCUUAAGGUGGACAAGUCCUGGAAGGAGAUCAUGGCAAAGGUCAACAAGAUGCCCUGUGCCUUUAGAGCAGCCACACAGCCUGAUCUGCUGAAGACCUUUCAGCACAACAACGCUCUUUUGGAUGAGACACAGAAUUGUCUGGAAGCCUACCUGGAGUCCAAGAGGGUCAUCUUCCCCAGGUUCUACUUCUUAUCUAAUGAUGAGUUGCUGAAGAUCUUGGCCCAGACAAAAAAAACCCAGGCGGUGCAGCCGCAUCUUAGGAAGUGUUUUGAUGCCAUUGCGCGGCUAGAUUUUGCUUUGCUGCCCAAAGAGUCUUCUGGUGCCACAGAAACUGCGCUAGACGAUGAAGAACAGGAGAUGGUCUAUAGCAAAGACAUCCUUAACAUGGUUUCUCCUGAGGGAGAGAAGGUGGGUUUGACUAAAGGUCUGAAGGCACAAGGCAAUGUGGAAGCUUGGCUUUGCAAGGUGGAGGAGGCUAUGUUCACCUCACUGCGACGCCUCAGCAAGGCUGCCAUUGCAGACUACCAGGUGAAGACUAGAGAGGAAUGGGUGGUAGCUGGACAUCCCUCGCAGGUGGUGCUGACCAUCUCACAGAUGAUGUGGUGCAGCGACAUGGAUGCCUGUCUGGAGGGAGACCACGACCACUUUGCUGCCCUGCAGAAAUUUGAACUCGCUAACUUUGACAGGCUGAAUGCCCUUGCAGCACUGGUACGAGGACAGCUGCCUACUUUACAACGUAAUAUCAUCACUGCCCUCAUCACCAUAGACGUCCAUGCCAGAGACAUUGUCACAGAUCUAGUCCGCCAGAAGGUGGAUACCAGCUCUAACUUUGAAUGGCAGAGACAGCUACGCUACUACUGGGACUUGGACCUGGACAACUGUGUAGCCAAAAUGGCUCUGUCGACUUACAUUUAUGGCUAUGAAUACCUGGGAGCCUGUCCGAGACUGGUUAUCACACCACUCACGGACCGUUGCUAUUUGUGUCUGAUGGGGGCUCUCCAGUUAGACCUGGGAGGAGCUCCAGCUGGGCCAGCAGGGACAGGCAAAACAGAGACCACCAAGGACUUGGCUAAGGCCCUGGCCAUACAAUGUGUGGUCUUCAACUGCUCUGAUGGACUUGACUACAAGAUGAUGGGGCGCUUCUUUUGCGGGCUUGCUCAGUCGGGCGCUUGGUGUUGUUUUGACGAAUUUAACCGAAUAGACAUUGAAGUGUUGUCUGUCAUCGCUCAGCAGCUCAUAACCAUACGAAAUGCCAAAGCUGCUAAGGUGUCUAGGUUUCUAUUUGAGGGCCAGGAGAUUAAGCUGGUGGUGACGUGUGCUGCAUUCAUCACCAUGAACCCAGGCUAUGCUGGAAGAACAGAGCUACCUGACAACCUUAAAGCUCUCUUUAGACCCAUUGCCAUGAUGGUGCCGAACUACGCACUAAUUGCUGAGGUGAUUUUGUACUCAGAAGGAUUUGAGUCCAGUAAGACCUUAGCGAGGAAAAUGACCCAGAUGUACAAGCUGUGCUCUGAGCAGCUGUCCCAGCAGGACCACUACGACUUUGGCAUGAGAGCCGUCAAGUCUGUCCUGGUCAUGGCUGGGUCUUUAAAGAGAGAUAACCCCCACCUCAGUGAGGAUGUGGUUCUUAUCAGAGCCCUGAGAGAUUCCAACCUCCCAAAGUUCCUCGUUGAUGAUGCUGUGCUGUUUGGUGGUAUCCUGUCAGACCUCUUCCCUGGUGUGUGUAUCCCCAAACAUGACUACGGUGUGCUACAAUCCACAAUCCUGGAGUCUCUGGUUAAGCGAAACCUGCAGCCUCUGGCUAGCAUGACCAAGAAGGUGAUCCAGCUAUAUGAGACCAUGUUAGUGCGUCACGGUGUCAUGUUGGUGGGGCCUACAGGUGGAGGCAAGACCACUGUCUACACCAUCCUGGCGGACGCACUGGAGACCCUCCAUCACACUGAGCACAAGGCUAACAGCCCCUUCUAUCAACCUGUCAAGACCUAUGUUCUCAACCCAAAAUCUGUCACAAUGGGAGAGCUCUACGGAGAGGUUAACACAUUAACACUGGAGUGGCGUGACGGGCUGAUGGCGCUGAGUGUCCGUGAUGCAGUUAACGACACCAGUGACCACCACAAGUGGGUGAUCUGCGACGGGCCAGUUGACGCCCUGUGGAUUGAGAACAUGAACACGGUGCUGGAUGACAACAAGAUGCUCUGUUUGGCUAACAGCGAGCGAAUCAAACUUACUCCAUCCAUUCAUAUGGUGUUUGAGGUACAGGACUUGGCUGUAGCAUCUCCAGCCACAGUCAGCCGCUGCGGGAUGGUAUUUAUUGACCCUGAGGAGCUCAAGUGGAUGCCUUAUGUCCAGACAUGGAUCAGUGGUCUGACCAAGCUCCCAGACCCAGUGCGAACAUACCUGCUGGAGCUGUUUGAGCAGUAUGUGGAGAACGGUCUUCAGUUCGUCUGGAAGCAUUGUAUCCAGGCUAUUCGCCAGGUGGACAUUAGUAAAGUCACCACUCUUUGCUCCCUGCUAGAGGCACUACUGCUGGGUGAAGGAGGGCCAGACCUUAAAAUGGAUUCCACGGAUCUCAACAGCGUAUUAUGUCAGACCUUUAUAUUUUGCUAUCUGUGGGCAGUAGGCGGCAACCUGACCACUUCAUACUGGGAUGCUUUUGAUACUUUUGUCAGAGAGCAGUUUGAAGACAACAGCAAUGCUAUGCUCCCGAAGUAUGGUACCCUGUGGAAUGUCUACAUGAACUUUAACUUCAAGCUCCUGGCACAAUGGGAGUUGAUAAUCCCUUCAUUUAAAUACAAUCGGGAGCAGCCCUUUUUUGAGAUGCUGGUCCCUACCACAGACACUGUCCGCUAUGGCUACCUGAUGGAGAAACUGCUAUCUGUGCGACGUUCUGUACUCUUCACUGGUGACACUGGAGUGGGCAAGUCAGUGGUGGCACGGGGCCUUCUUAACAGUAUCCAGGAAAGUGCAGGAUACCUUCCGGUCUACAUCAACUUCUCGGCUCAGACCUCCUCCGCCCGCACGCAGGAGAUCAUUGAGUCCAAACUAGAGAAAAAGAGGAAGAACAUUCUGGGUGCUCCUGGUAACAAGAAGUUAGUGGUCUUUGUGGAUGACCUGAAUAUGCCUAAGCUGGACAGUUAUGGCUCUCAGCCCCCUAUAGAACUCCUGCGUCAGUUCCAGGACUUUUCUGGCUUCUAUGACAGAAACAAGUUCUUCUGGAAGGAGAUCCAGGAAAUGACCAUUGCUGGAGCGUGUGCUCCUCCAGGAGGAGGGCGCAAUCCAGUGACCCCCCGGUUCACCCGCCACUUCAGCAUGCUGUGUCUUCCCACACCUUCGGAACACAGCCUCAAGCGGAUCUUCAAAGCCAUCCUGAACGGUUUCCUUAGUGAGUUUUCCCAGGCGGUGAAGGACUGUGCCGGUCAGAUUGUGGAUGCUGCUGUUGAGAUUUAUGACCGUUUGAGUGUGGAUCUGCUGCCCACUCCAGCUAAGUCCCACUAUGUCUUCAAUCUCCGGGACCUCUCCAAGUGUGUGCAAGUCCUCUCUUCCUUUACCCAGAAGACAUCCAUAUUGCACAAAGAUGAGAUCAAGUGGCUUCUACGACCACGUGCUUAA